Molecule: messenger RNA, 6303 nt
Organism: Cyprinodon variegatus (sheepshead minnow)
Lineage: Eukaryota; Metazoa; Chordata; Actinopteri; Cyprinodontiformes; Cyprinodontidae
Product: kinesin-like protein KIF20B
Exons: 27
Coding region: 38-5227 (1729 amino acids)
Biological process (GO): mitotic spindle assembly; microtubule-based movement
Cellular component (GO): nucleus; spindle microtubule
Molecular function (GO): microtubule binding; plus-end-directed microtubule motor activity; ATP binding
Source: RefSeq, a predicted model, not a curated record
AGGGGCCCCGCGGCUGACUGUGCUCUCUGCAGGCUCCAUGGCGACGGGGCCAAACGCAGCAGCUGAAGAGAAGAUCAGCCUGAAUGUGGACCCCAGCACCAAGUUCUCUGUCUGGGUCUCCUUCUGUGAAAUCUACAACGAGAACAUCCACGACCUGCUGGAGGUGGCCCCCAGCGGAGCGCCCAGAAGGCCCGCUCUGCGGCUGUCACAGGACGGGAAGGGCAACGCCUUCAUCAGAGAUCUGCGCUGGGUCCAGGUGAGCAGCGCUGAGGAGGCGUACAUGGUGCUCCAGCUGGGGAGGAGGAACCAGAGCUUCUCCUCCACUCGACUCAACCAGCUGUCCAGCAGGAGUCACAGUAUUUUCUCCAUCCGGAUUCUGGGCGUGGAAGACGCUGACCCUGCUAGAGUCCGCACCAUCAGCGAGUUGUGUCUGUGCGACCUGGCUGGCUCUGAGCGAUGCGCAAAGACCCAGAAUAUAGGCGAGCGUCUGAAGGAAGCCGGAAACAUCAACACCUCGCUGCUCAUCUUAGGGAAAUGUAUCAAAGCUCUGCGGCACAACCAGCAGGCCAAGCUCCUGCAGCACGUUCCCUUCAGGGAGAGCAAGCUGACGCACUACCUGCAGAGCUUCUUCUGCGGCCGAGGCAAAGCCUGCAUGAUCGUCAACAUCAACCAGUGUGCCUCCAUGUAUGAGGAGACCCUCAACGUCCUCAAAUUCUCCGCCGUGGCGCAGAAGGUUCCCGAUCCUUCCGUCUCUCUUUCUUCAUUGGCCGACAAACGCUGGGUGAAAAUUCCAGAUCCAGACGGAUUCCAGGCUCCCUCUGCUGGGUUCCAUUCCAGGCUCAGAGGGGCCCCGCGGCUGACUGUGCUCUCUGCAGGCUCCAUGGCGACGGGGCCAAACGCAGCAGCUGAAGAGAAGAUCAGCCUGAAUGUGGACCCCAGCACCAAGUUCUCUGUCUGGGUCUCCUUCUGUGAAAUCUACAACGAGAACAUCCACGACCUGCUGGAGGUGGCCCCCAGCGGAGCGCCCAGAAGGCCCGCUCUGCGGCUGUCACAGGACGGGAAGGGCAACGCCUUCAUCAGAGAUCUGCGCUGGGUCCAGGUGAGCAGCGCUGAGGAGGCGUACAUGGUGCUCCAGCUGGGGAGGAGGAACCAGAGCUUCUCCUCCACUCGACUCAACCAGCUGUCCAGCAGGAGUCACAGUAUUUUCUCCAUCCGGAUUCUGGGCGUGGAAGACGCUGACCCUGCUAGAGUCCGCACCAUCAGCGAGUUGUGUCUGUGCGACCUGGCUGGCUCUGAGCGAUGCGCAAAGACCCAGAAUAUAGGCGAGCGUCUGAAGGAAGCCGGAAACAUCAACACCUCGCUGCUCAUCUUAGGGAAAUGUAUCAAAGCUCUGCGGCACAACCAGCAGGCCAAGCUCCUGCAGCACGUUCCCUUCAGGGAGAGCAAGCUGACGCACUACCUGCAGAGCUUCUUCUGCGGCCGAGGCAAAGCCUGCAUGAUCGUCAACAUCAACCAGUGUGCCUCCAUGUAUGAGGAGACCCUCAACGUCCUCAAAUUCUCCGCCGUGGCGCAGAAGGUUAUAGUCCUGAUCUCCAGGCCCCUCCCCAUCCUUCCCCGCUCUUCCUCCAUCCGAAGCACCGACAGGAGCCACCUGAGCAGCAGCAGCUCCUCCUCGCUGACCAGCUGGGAAACCAGCCUUCAGGAAGUUCAGGAGGAUGAGGAGGAGGAGGAGGAGGAGGAGGAGGAAGGCAGUCUCCUGGAGGAGCUCGUGGACGAGGAGAGCGAAGAUGAAGAUAAAAUCCUCAUCAGUAAAAGGCUGCAUCAGAGGCAGGUGGCGCUGUUCAGACAGCUGCAGGCCCAGCUGAAGAAGGAGCGGGCAGAGAACCUGACCCUGGAGGCCCGGGUCAGAGAGGAGAUCAGCAAAGAGUUCUCCCAGCUUUUCUCCAACAUGCAGAAUGACUACGAUGAGCGCCUGAACAGAGAGAGGGAGAUCCUGGAGGAGCGAGCUGAAAGGAGGCUGGAGAUCUUCAGGAAUCUGACUGAGAAGAUGUCCUCGGCUGCAUGCAGCUCAGAUGGACACAUGGAAGCUUUAGCUGCUCUUAACGAGGAGAGGACCCAGAGAGAGGAGAUGCUGGCUGCUCUGGAGUACCAGACUUUGGGAAAAGAGGAGGCCUUGGCCUGUUUACAGGAGGAGAGGAAAGCAAGAGAGGAGGCCGUCAUUGCUCUGGAGGAGCUGAGGAGGAAGAGAGACGAGCUGCUGGCGUCGCUUGAAGAGGAGCGACAAGAGAGAGAAAAGACCUCAGCUGCUCUGGAAGCAGAGAGGAGAAACUUUAAGGAGGCCAGCAGGCCGGAUCAGGACAACCAGCAGAAGAUGCUGCAGCAGGAAGUCGGAUCGCUGACCGACAAACGCCAGGAUCAGACGGAGAGCCGCCUGAAAGCUGCUGCAGCAGAGCUGGAAGAAAAAUCCAGUCAGAUCCAGAUCCUGACACAAGAGGUUCAGAGACUGCAGGAGCUGCUGCAGAACUCAGCUGGUUCUGCUGAACAGAACCAGAACCAGCUGAUGGAGGAAAUCUCUGAGCUCAGGAAGAGUCUGGCUGAGGAGAAGAAGAAAAACGAGACCAAGCAGAAACUAAUCCAGGAACUGGAGGCGGCAGAAUGCAGACAGCAGGACUCUGACCAGCAGAGGGAGCUGUUGGCCAACAAAAUGAAGGAGACACAAGCUGCUUUGGAGCAGAAGGUCCAAGAUCUCAGAGUCCAGCUGGACUCCCAGCGGGAAACCUCCCAUCAGGAAGCAGAUCAGCUGAGAGAGAAGAUCCAGGAGCAGGAAGAGACGCUGAAGGAGCUCAGAGCUCAGCUGGAAUCCCAACAUGAGAGCAGCAAGCAGGAGGCGGAGCGGCUGAGAGAGAAGAUCCAGGAGCAGGAAGAGACGCUGAAGGAGCUCAGAGCUCAGCUGGAAUCCCAACAUCAGAGCAGCAAGCAGGAGGCGGAGCGGCUGAGAGCGGCGCUUCAGGAGCAGACGCAGGCCUCGGAGCAGCAGGUGCUGCAGCUCAACGAGAAGCUGCAGGAGCAGAAGGUCUCAUUGGUGGAAGAGCUAGAGCAGAAACUGAGGGAAGAAAGAGCUGCAUCCAUUGAACGACAGGAGGAACUGAAGCAGAAGCUUAGAGAGGAGCAGGAAGCUGCUGAGAAACUCAGGAAGGACUUAAAAGAAGCUCAGCUCCACAGCGCCACCAUCUCAUCCAGCGCUGGACACCUCCACAGAGCAAACUCUGACCUCCAGAGGGAAAUUACAUCACUGAAAGAAGAGCUGGUGGCAACCAGAGAGGAGUCCUCUGAGUGCAAGAUGAUGAAGGAGAAGGACCAACAGAUGCAGGAGAAGCUGGCUCAGAUGGAGAAAACAUCUGCUCAGAGGGAAGCAGAGCUCCAGGAGAAGCUGCAGGAAGCAGAGCAGCAGGUCAGAGCUCUGCAGAAGAGCCUGCAGGAGGCAAAGGAGCGGCGUGAAGAGGAGGAGUGUCAGGCUGCUCAGGAGGUCCGGAGAAAAGAGACGGAGAGGCGGCGUGAGCUGCUGGCUGUGGCUCAUGAAGCCGUGGCUCAGAAGGACGCAGAGCUGGAGAAGAAGGCUGAGGAGAUCAGCAGACUAAAGGAGAACGCUCAGCAGGAAGCAGAGAAGGUGAAGAACCUCAGCCUGGAGCUUCAGAGGAAAGAAGACGAGCUCUCAGGGCAGCAGGAGAAGCUGGCCGACUACAAGAAGCAGAUCCAACAGGUCCAGAAGGAGGUCUGUAUUAAUGCACCCGCUGCUCUAAUCCAUCCAGAGGGAUUUUCAACCUGGAAAAUAUCCCUAAUCCCAACAACACCUGGAAUGGGAUUAGAAGCAGGUUCUGCAGGCUUCACCUCCCCUAAUGGCGCCUCUGGUCUGUUUUCUCUACAGGAAAAACCCGACAAUAAAUCUGAUCAGACGCUGCAGCUCUAUAAGAAGGCCUGUGAAGAGCUGGAAGCCAAGCAGAGAGUUAUAGAGGACAUGCGUCUGACUUUGACUGAGCAGGAGAAGACGGAGGAGCAGAUGGAGGAGGUCCUCGAAGGGAAGAUGGAUCUCAUCCAGGAGCUCUCUGCUGAGGUGGAGAAACUGAAGGGGAAGUUGCUGCAGCAGAACCAUGAAACUCCUCUUCAUGGAACCGUCGGGCCAUCAGAGGACCUCAGAUUAGCUAAAGAUGAAGCUUCACAAGCUCAGGAGAGCUUAAAGGCCUUCAUGGAGAAACAGCAGGCCGAACGCAAGAAGUGGCAGGAAGAGAAACUGUCUCUGAUCGGUCAGGCCAAAGAGGCUGAAGACAAAAGGAAUCAGGAAAUGAGGAAGUUUGCAGAAGACAGGGAGCGUUGCUGUCGCCAGCAGAACCUCUUAGAGUCCAAGCUGGUGGAGAAGGAGAAGGCCAUGGAGAGCUGGAGGAAGGAGAGGGAUGCUCUGGUUGCAGCUUUGGAGGUGCAGCUGCAGAAGCUGCUGUCCAGCCAAGCAGAGAAAGAUCAGCUCAUUAAGGAGCUGCAGAAGCAGAGCUCAAAGCAGCCAGCAGAGGUCAGUGUGGCGCCACAGUUUCCGUCCUCAAUGUUCCUUCUCUGCUCAGUCAGACUCAAACAGAGAACAGCACCUGAUGAUGUUCAGAGUUUGGUGACAGUUAAUGAUGGCGAGAAAUCUCCCCGAGUGGCAGAGCUGCAGGCAGCUCUAAAGGAGAAGGAGGCAGAGAUCCUGCUGCUGAAGGAAACGCUGCAGGCCUCAUGUCACAUUUUCAAGAGGAGUAAACGGAGAACACCACAAGAGGAGGAAGUGGAGGCAGAGAACCUAAGGAACACCAAAACCAAACUCACGCCGAAGCGGACCCCACAGAAAGAAGAGAGCUCCUCCCCGGCGCGUCGCCAUGACUCCAAGACCACCGUCCGCAGCAGGAAGGACGGGACGCUGCAGAAGAUCGGAGACUUCCUGCAGAGCUCCCCAACACUGCUGGGCUCUAAAGCCAAGAAGAUGAUGAGCCUGGUCAGCGGUCGCCUAGAUGCAGAUUCAGCAGCUUCUUCUUCCUCCCACAGUCUGAGGGCAAAGAGGAACAGAAAGAAACUCUACCGGCCAGAAAUCUCCUGCCCCAUGGAAAUGCCCCCCCAUCCAAUGAUCAACCAGGAGAGGGACGACAGCGAGAGCGACGAUCAGAUCAUCAAACGGCGCCUGCGCUCCAGAGUGGCUAAAUGCUAACUCUGCUCCGCUGCGUUUCUGUAAUACUGUUUCAAUGAAGCUGCUUAUGAUUAUUUAGCACAUUUUCUUUCUUUAAUCACUUUAAAAGCUGAACAUUAGAUCAUCAGUGGGAGAAUCUCCAUAAAUAAGAUCAACACUAAAAACCUCCUGCUGGACGUUUGGUUUCAGUCUUAGAUGCUAAUGAUUUUAUUCCACCAAGUAUUUACGUUUAUUUUUCUUUACUUCGGAUCAAAAAGCUCCGCCUUCAUGAAGCACUGGCACUCAUGCUGCUUAUAUAUGAAGUGCAAUCAUUAUGAUUAUUUAACCUUUCCUUCCUAGAGAGCUGCUAUAAAGUUUCCAGAACUAUUAGUUCUAACAUAGUUUGAUCUUAGCGGACCAACAUCAUCGUUUGCUUCACAGACCCCUGAGGUUCUGACUUAUGUUCUGAGAAACGUUUCAUUCCUUUUUUCACCACAGUCCUCUAGAGCAGGUGGAGCUGCGGUUUCAUCCCCAUCAGAACUCUAUUGGACCUUCCUGUAGAGCUUCCCUCAGAUCACCAGAAAACAUUUUGGUUCUAAACCGGGUCAGAACCAAGGAGUUCUGAGCUCCAGGUUUCUGCGCCGUCAGGAGGUCGGCCCGGUUUCAUCCAGAACCUUUUAUUGGUCUGAGCCCAGCCAGCUGCACUGACCCAGCUUUAAGCCGACGCCCACAGCAGGGUCUGCUGCUAUCAGAACACGUUUCACCAUCAGUGUAACCUGCUGGUUGCUCUACAAAAUAAAAGCUGAAUAUUUCUGAAAUAAAAGCUUGUUUGUUUUUUACUUCCUUGACUUGAUCCGUUUGGACCUCCUCGACCAUGGCUCCUGCUCGGUUGGGAAUAUUUCCGAUGGUUCUGACUGGAUUACAGCUUUAUUUCCUGCUAACUAUAAACUCAGAAAAACAUGACGCUCCUUCCUGACCUUUGACCCGCUUCUUAAAAUAACUGGACCUGUAAGCUGUGAAAGUUCUGUCCCGGUCGGAUCCAAAGCUGCUCCUCCAUUCAGCAGCUUCUGUGUUUUUAUUGAGGAAUCAUACAUGAAAAUUAAACAUCAACAAUACUC